Coturnix japonica (Japanese quail) is the source of this 1680-nucleotide messenger RNA. It is a transcript of the gene IGSF6, whose product is annotated as immunoglobulin superfamily member 6. The record is from RefSeq and is a predicted model, not a curated record. NCBI's taxonomy places the organism in Eukaryota, Metazoa, Chordata, Aves, Galliformes, Phasianidae.
UGAAAAGGACCCUCCAUCACUGAGACUGCUGUUCAGCAGACGUGGACAUGCAGACACUUUAACAACGAUCUUAUCCAGCACUGUAUUUUUUUCUUUAUGCCUACAGUUUGGCCAAAAAAUUACCAUCAGGUAUUUACACACAUAGAGAUAACAAGCUGAAAAAUAAUGAUUUGCUGACAAGUUUUCAGUGGUAGAAUAUAUUACUAGUUAGAUAAGGGAUGGCAACAGAACCUGUUAUGGCAAUGGACACUUACAAGCUGAUGUAACGAAGAUAAUGUAUGGCCACAUAAAAUUAAGAAACUGAAUACAUGUAUUACACUGGAAAAUACGUUAUUUGCUAUAUAAAAUGAAUAAAUCUGAAGUACUACAGGCACAACUCUCAGUUCGAAGUUAAGAAGAGAUCUCUCACUUUCAAGGUAACAAGGAAACAUUUCUGGUAUGUGCUGUACAUUUAACAUGUUUGCUAAACGCAGCAGUAAAACCCCUUCUAAAGAGGAAGUUCUAAAUCUCGUGAUUCAGAGUGUUCUGCAACUCCAAAUAUUUCCUAAGUUCCUCUUCCUUUGAGCAGAAUACUUUCCAGAACGAUACAAGAAAUGGCACCUGUCAACAAAUCGAACAAAGCGCUAGUGCUGGCACUUGACUGGAUUCUGUACAGUGUUGGUGCUACAGGUAGCUGCCAUGUCACUGUAACACAGCCCAGGUUUCAGGAAGCUGAACACUCUGCUCACACUGCGCUCCUACCCUGUGCUUUCUCAGCCCAUGGAUGCUUCCCAGCUCAGCCUCAAGUCCUGUGGUUUCGCUUUUUUACUGACAGACACGAGGAUCUGUGUACUCCUGACUGCACGAAUCGGCAGAAGUUCCAAGUACAUUCAUCAUCAGAAAAUAACCAUUCCCUUCAAAUCAACAACCUGACCGUAAACGACAGUGCUCUUUAUUUCUGUGGGAUAGCAUUUGCAAAUUCAGGCUCACCCCAUUCCAAGCAAACAGGAGAUGGAACAGUACUGACAAAAAGAGAGAGGCACGACACUGAAGAAUUCAACUCCAUGAUCAUCAUCUCAACGUUACUGCUUCUAUACAGCAUUACAGUAUUCACAAUCCUCAUAGGCCACAAGUUAAAACAAAAGCUGCUAAAUAGAAGUGGGAAUGAAGGGCAGAGAACAGAGAACUGUAAAAUCAGUAGCGGACGAAAAAUUUUUCGAGCAAUAGCCCAAGAACUUCAAAAGCAGCAGCACGCUCAGCACUGCCACCAGCCCGAUCAUUUGGAGGAUGACACAAUUUAUCAGAACAGAUGAGGAUGUGCUGCAUCUCCAAUUUGUUCAAUAUGUUUGAUGCAACCAAAGGAGCUGAUGAAGAAUUUAAGCUUUUUCACAGACUUAUUUUCCUUUAAAAACGAAGAAGAAAACUGAACAGGGCAGUUCUUCAGGAGUGUUUUCUGAACAGAUCAUCAAAACCAGCGUUACGUCUGUUACACAUCACUGCCAGUGCCACAAGAACAGUGGGAGAAGACUUCAUCUUUUAGAAGAGAACUGCUAAUGCUUCACUAAAACUUCCCCUUUCAAUUUAUGUGUAAUUUUAUGUAUUUUAACAUGAAUUUCAAUGCAUUUCUUUUAUGUGAACUGUGCAUUUUUGUGAGAUGUACGUUAAUCAACUGCAACAAAAUAAACUCAUUACGCAGUGACA